Molecule: messenger RNA, 318 nt
Organism: Dibothriocephalus latus
Lineage: Eukaryota; Metazoa; Platyhelminthes; Cestoda; Diphyllobothriidea; Diphyllobothriidae
Source: the annotation of a GenBank genome assembly
AUGAUAGACAGAGGCUUCCGCAGCCGCCAGAGUGCCGACUGUGUUAACAACUCCAACAACAGUACGAGGAGGCUUAGUUCUGCCAGAGAGAGCUCAAUAUGGCGUACAAUGACGGCUGUCACCAAACGCACCGCACUACAGGCCAUCGCAGUGCGAGUUUUCCUGGUCACAAUCACGCUUACAAUGAUUAGCUUCGCGACCCGGACAACAGGCAAGAAGCGGGACCUGUAUCUCUUUGCAUUUCUCCUACCUCCGCUUGCUGAACUGGGCGUUACCCUUUGGAAAAUUGUGGUGCAGAAUUCUGACCAGGCGGGGUGA